CUGACAGAAUAUUUAAAGGGAGACCCUCUGACCUAAUAACUUUUUAGUUCAUUCUCAGAAGCCGAAUAAAUUUCUUGGAAACUGAAAAAGGAAAGAUAUAUCGAGACUGCCGCUAAACACCCGCUCGAACGAGGGAUCAAAGUUUAUAUAAUAGAGGCGUCUUUCCGAGGUAACCAUCCAAAUGGGUUUGUUCUUACAACUUCUUCAAGUUGUUUUGAUAGGUACUCAGCUCUUAAAAGAAGCAACAACAAACGCAACAGCAACAGCAACAACAACAGCAACAGCAGUCACGACUUCAGCGAUAACAUCAAAAACAGAAAAAUUAAAUACAGGAAUAGCUACAAAUGUAGCACAAACAAGCUCUCCCUCCGUGAACGACACCACCCCAACCACCGACAACCAAACCAGCCCGUUCAGAUCGCCGACAAUAAUGAAUACCGCGUCAAGUGCAGACACAGGAACAACCACCGUCCCACUUGUAAAAAACACUCUUACCUUGAUUUCAACGAGCAACAAGUCCCAACCGAAGAGUGUUUCGCAGUCGAUCCCCUCUACAGAUCUCCAUUCAACACAAAGUAAAGCUUCAAACUACAUAACUGGUGUUCCAAAGCGAACGCAGUCUAUCAAUUCAAGUUACGGAACGUCGUCGAUGAUCUUCAUAAACUCAGGCUCUGCUACCCUUCUGGUCUCUCCUACAACUACGGAACAAACAAGCUCUCCCUCCGUGAACGACACCACCCCAACUCAACAAGUUUCACCAUCUUCUAGUGUAUUACACAAACUAUCGUCUUCCCAGUCGGGAAAUACAACACAAUCAGCAUCUACGACAUUAAAUUCAACAACAACAACCCAAGGAUUUUCUGCUUCGUCAAUGUGGAAAAUCUCCAGCGACAACCAAACCAGCCCGUUAAGCACGCCGAAAGCAAUGAACACCACGUCAAGUCUCACAAACUCAGGCUCUGCUACCACUCAAGCUGUGUAUUUUACAAGCGAUCAUCCGACUAAAGAGAGCUCUUCCCAUCUGGUUGCUCAUACAACUACAGAUUCUUUCACAAAGCUGACUUCGGCAAUCUCAGGUAUUAACUUCAGUAGACAGGAGAGAGUUCUGACGUUAAUAAAACCCUGCCAAAUGCUCAUAAUCAAGCAUCGUCUCGUGUGUCUGACUCUUACAACUGAUGGCGCCCCUUUUGCCCUCUACGUUGAGGAAGGAUACUGUGGGGGAGGGGGUAUGCAUUAUAUGCAUAAUAACCGAUAACAAACUGAAAAUAACAUACUUACCCCUUGUCAAGGGCAUCAUUUGCACGUCAUCGCGAUUCCCUGCAGCUAAAAGUAUCAUUUCGGACUUUUCCGUAGCAGGGUUUUAUUCAAGACCCAUGUGAGCUUUAACGCGC
Molecule: messenger RNA, 1391 nt
Organism: Pocillopora damicornis (cauliflower coral)
Lineage: Eukaryota; Metazoa; Cnidaria; Anthozoa; Scleractinia; Pocilloporidae
Source: RefSeq, a predicted model, not a curated record